This is a messenger RNA of Piliocolobus tephrosceles (Ugandan red Colobus), 5669 nucleotides long. RefSeq names its product peroxidasin like (gene PXDNL). NCBI's taxonomy places the organism in Eukaryota, Metazoa, Chordata, Mammalia, Primates, Cercopithecidae. The coding region runs from base 963 to 5354 and encodes 1463 amino acids. Gene Ontology annotation, biological process: response to oxidative stress. The transcript has 23 exons. The record is from RefSeq and is a predicted model, not a curated record. Gene Ontology annotation, molecular function: heme binding; protein binding; peroxidase activity.
UUGAAAAUGUUAGUCUUUAAAGAUAAAGCCAAAAAUCUGUUUUAAAAUACCUGCUUACAGAAUGACCAAAAAGUAGAUGUUUUCAUAUUUAUUAAGUUUUCACACAUAUCCGCAACGAGGGGCUGCUCACUUCAGGGAAACAUGACCAGUUCAAACUGAUGAAAAGUCUGCAGCCAGCAGGGCCACUGCUGCCAGUGUGUCCUGAGGGAGCUCGCACCUGUUUGACUUUACAUAUACAUACUUAGGUUUGUCCAUCAGUUGUCUCCUCUUCAAGGAGGUAUGUGAGUUCGUGGUUUUAAGCAUAUAAAUUUAAACGUUAAAUAUUAAAAGAAGAAAUCAGAAGUAGCCCAUUUGAGUCUUACAUGAGUGAAAUGUGUUGGGUUUCAGAAGCAGAAUAUAUUGAAGGAAAUGAAACCAUUUUUUUAAUAAAGAGCAUAGUUUGGAAUAAGGAAAGAAUAUGUGCACUUACGUGAACGAAUUAGAACUCUGCCUGCCCUUUAGGGUUUGGUAAUGUUACCAGAUAAAAAAGAAGAAAAGCUAUUCUACAUUGUUUGAAUACAUUAUUAAUCAUCUUGGGCUUCAAAAGGACAGCUAGGGGCCAAGAGACUGGGGUUUUCAUCAAAUGUGCGGUGGAAGCAACUUUGGGAAAGUUUGUUUUCAUUAUGCUGCCUAAAACACAGGGUAUUUUAUAAAGAGGCUUUUGCAUUGACAAGCUUCUCAGUCCUCGCCUCUGGGAGUCUAGUGCCUCCUAGAGCCGCUUGUGCCCUCAGCCCUGUAAUGUGAUAUCCCUCCUCCUGGAUUGGUCAGAGGGGUGUCCUUUCCCUGGGAGCCGCUUUCCACCACUGCUCCCAAACUUGGCUCAGCCCAGCAGCCACCAUCACCACCACAGCGUUUGCUGCUGCAGCUGCAGCUGCUGCUCUCCCUCCGGCGGCUGCUUCGCGUGGCCAGCAGUGAAUGGAGCGAUGGAGCCUAGACUGUUCUGCUGUACCACUCUCUUUCUCCUGGUCGGGUGGUGCCUACCAGGGUUGCCUUGCCCCAGCCGGUGCCUUUGCUUUAAGAGCACCAUCCGCUGCGUGCACUUGAUGCUGGACCACAUUCCUCAGAUACCACAGCAGACCACAGUUCUAGACUUGAGGUUUAACAGAAUAAGAGAAAUUCCAGAGAAUGCCUUCAAGAAACUCAAGAAUUUGAACACUCUUCUGCUGAACAACAACCACAUCAGAAAGAUUUCCAGAAAUGCUUUUGAAGGACUUGAAAAUUUGCAGUAUCUGUACCUAUACAAGAAUGAAAUCCAUGCACUAGAUAAGCAAACAUUUAAAGGACUCAUAUCUUUGGAACAUCUGUACAUUCAUUUCAACCAACUAGAAACGCUACAGCCAGAGACCUUUGGAGACCUUCCAAAAUUAGAGCGACUAUUUUUGCAUAACAACAAAUUAUCUAAAAUCCCGGCUGGGAGCUUUUCUAAUCUGGAUUCAUUAAAAAGAUUGCGUCUGGAUUCCAACGUCCUGGUUUGUGACUGUGAUCUGAUGUGGCUGGGGGAGCUUUUACAAGGCUUUGCCCAACUCGGCCACACCCAGGUUGCAGCUACCUGUGAAUAUCCCAGGAGACUCCAUGGGCGUGCAGUUGCUUCAGUAACAGUAGAGGAAUUCAAUUGCCAGAGCCCCCGAAUUACCUUUGAGCCCCAGGACGUGGAGGUACCAUCAGGAAAUACUGUCUACUUCACCUGCCGCGCAGAAGGAAACCCCAAACCUGAGAUUAUUUGGAUACACAACAAUCAUUCAUUGGAUUUGGAAGAUGAUACUCGACUUAAUAUGUUUGAUGAUGGCACACUCAUGAUCCAAAACACCAGAGAGUCAGACCAAGGUGUCUAUCAGUGCAUGGCCAGAAAUUCCGCUGGGGAAGCCAAGACACAGAGUGCCAUGCUCAGAUACUCCAGUCGUCCAGUCAAACCAGCCUUUGUAAUCCAGCCCCAGGACACAGAGGUUUUAAUUGGCACCAGCACAACUUUGGAAUGUAUGGCCACAGGCCACCCACACCCCCAUAUCACUUGGACCAGGGACAAUGGAUUGGAGCUGGAUGGAUCCAGGCACGUGGCAACGUCCAGUGGACUUUACUUACAGAACAUCACACAACGGGAUCACGGUCGAUUUACCUGUCAUGCUAACAAUAGCUACGGCUCUGUUCAAGCUGCAGCAAACAUAAUUGUACAAGCUCCUCCACAAUUUACAGUAGCCCCCAAGGAUCAAGUGGUGCUGGAAGAGCAUGCUGUAGAGUGGCUCUGUGAAGCUGACGGCAACCCACCUCCUGUAAUUAUCUGGACAAAAACAGGAGGGCAGCUCCCUGUGGAAGGCCGGCAUACAGUUCUCUCCUCUGGCACUUUGAGAAUUGACCAUGUAGCACAGCAUGAUCAAGGCCAAUAUGAAUGUCAAGCAGUCAGUUCAUUGGGGGUGAAAAAAGUGUCUGUGCAGCUGACUGUAAAACCCAAAGCUCUUGCAGUGUUUACUCAACGUCCUCAGGAUACAAGUGUCGAGGUUGGAAAGAAUAUAAACAUUUCAUGUCAUGCUCAAGGAGAACCACAGCCCAUAAUUACUUGGAAUAAGGAAGGUGUGCAGAUAACUGAGAGUGGUAAAUUCCACGUGGAUGGUGAAGGCACGCUGACUAUCUACGACGCAGGGUUCCCUGACCAGGGAAGAUACGAAUGUGUGGCUCGGAAUUCAUUUGGCCUUGUUGUGACCAACAUGUUUCUUACAGUUACUGCUAUACAGGGUAGACAAGCUGGCGAUGACUUUGUUGAGUCUUCCAUUCUUGAUGCCGUACAGAGAGUUGACAGUGCAAUUAACUCCACACGAAGACAUUUAUUUUCACAAAAACUUCACACCUCCAGUGACCUGCUGGUUCAGUUUCAUUACCCACGUGACCCACUGAUUGUGGAAACAGCAAGAGCAGGGGAGAUUUUUGAGCACACGCUGCAGCUGAUACAGGAACGUGCGAAGCAGGGGCUCACUGUGGACUUAGAAGGCAAAGAAUUCCGGUACAAUGACUUGGUGUCCCCGCGCUCUCUCGGCCUCAUCGCCAGUUUAUCUGGAUGCACAGCUCGCAGGCCUCUGCCAAACUGCUCCCACCCAUGUUUCCACCGAAAGUACCGCGCCCACGACGGCACGUGCAACAACCUGCAGCAGCCCACGUGGGGCGCUGCGCUGACCGCCUUCUCGCGCCUGCUGCAACCCGCCUACCAGGACGGCAUCCGCUCGCCCCGCGGGCUCGGCCUUCCCGUGGGCUCCCGCCAGCCCCUCCCGCCGCCCCGGCUGGUCGCCACAGUGUGGGCGCGCGCAGCGGCCGUCACCCCUGACCACAGCUACACACGUAUGCUUAUGCACUGGGGCUGGUUUCUAGAGCACGACUUGGAUCACACAGUGCCCGCGCUGAGCACAGCCCGCUUUUUGGAUGGGCUGCCUUGCAGCUCCGUCUGCACCAACGACCCUCCGUGCUUCCCCAUGAACACCCGGCAAGCCAACCCCCGGGGCACCCACGCGCCCUGCAUGCUCUUCGCGCGCUCCAGCCCCGCGUGUGCCAGUGGCCGACCCUCCGCGAAGGUGGGUUCAGUCUAUGCACGAGAGCAGAUCAACCAGCAAACAGCCUACAUCGAUGGCUCCAACGUUUACGGGAGCUCGGAGCGGGAAUCCCAGGCUCUCAGAAACCCUACGGUGCCUCGGGGACUCCUGAGGACAGGCUUGCCUUGGCCUCCUUCGGGAAAGCACUUAUUGCCCUUUUCUACAGACCCACCCACUGGGUGCGAGCGACAGGAGCAGGACAGCCCCUGUUUCCUGGCCGGGGACCACCGGGCCAACGAGCAUCUGGCUCUGACAGCCAUGCACACCCUGUGGUUCCGGGAACACAACAGGGUGGCCACGGAGCUGUCCGCCCUAAACCCCCACUGGGACGGAGACACGGUUUACCAGGAAGCCAGGAAGAUCGUAGGUGCGGAGCUGCAGCACAUCACCUACAGCCACUGGCUGCCUAAGGUCCUGGGGGACCCUGGCACUAAGAUGCUGAGGGAUUACCGGGGCUACAACCCCAACGUGAAUGCGGGCAUCAUUAACUCUUUUGCUACUGCAGCCUUUCGAUUUGGCCACAUAUUAAUCAAUCCUAUUCUUUACCGACUGAAUAACACCUUAGGUGAAAUUUCCGAAGGCCACCUUCCAUUCAAUAAAGCGCUCUUUUCACCAUCCAGAAUAAUUAAGGAAGGUGGGAUAGACCCGGUCCUCCGGGGGCUGUUUGGCGUGGCUGCUAAAUGGCGGGCACCCUCCUACCUUCUUAGUCUUGAGCUGACCCAGAGGCUCUUCUCCGCGGCUUAUUCUGCAGCAGUGGACUCGGCUGCCACCAUCAUUCAAAGGGGUAGAGACCACGGGAUCCCACCAUAUGUUGAUUUCAGAGUUUUCUGUAAUUUGACUUCAGUUAAGAACUUUGAGGAUCUUCAAAACGAAAUUAAAGAUUCAGAGAUUAGACAAAAACUGAGAAAGUUGUAUGGCUCUCCAGGUGACAUUGACCUCUGGCCUGCCCUUAUGGUUGAAGACCUGAUUCCUGGUACGAGAGUGGGACCAACACUUAUGUGCCUGUUUGUUACCCAGUUUCAGCGGCUAAGAGAUGGAGAUAGGUUCUGGUAUGAAAAUCCUGGAGUAUUCACCCCGGCACAACUCACUCAGCUGAAGCAGGCGUCCCUGGGCCGAGUGCUUUGUGACAAUGGUGACAGCAUUCAGCAAGUGCAGACUGAUGUCUUUGUAAAGGCAGAAUACCCACAGGAUUACCUGAGCUGCAGCGAGAUCCCAAAGGUGGACCUGCGAGUGUGGCAAGACUGCUGUGCAGACUGUAGGAGUAGAGGACAGUUCAGAGCAGUGACACAGGAAUCUCAAAAGAAACGCUCAGCUCAAUACAACUAUCCUGAUGAGAAAGAUAUGGAGUUAAGUCAUCUAAGAAGUAGGCAACAAGAUAAAAUAUAUGUGGGUGAAGAUGCGAGAAACGUGACGGUUCUAGAAAAAACAAAGUUCUCCCAAGAUUUCAGCACGUUUGCAGCGGAAAUUCGGGAAACCAUCACAGCACUCAGAGAACAGAUAAACAAGCUGGAGGCACGCCUGAGGCAGGCAGGGUGUACAGAUGUUAAAGGAGUUCCAAGGAAGGCCGAGGAGCGCUGGAUGAAAGAAGACUGCACUCACUGCGUCUGUGAGAGUGGCCAGGUCACCUGUGUGGUGGAGAUUUGUGCCCCGGCUCCCUGUGCCAGUCCUGAGUUGGUAAAAGGAACGUGCUGUCCAGUUUGCAGAGACCGAGGAAUGCCAACUGAUUCCACAGAGAAACGCUAAUAAAAGUUUUGUGCUCUUGAGCCCUGAAUGGGAAAUUUCUCAGGAAGAGACACUUAGGACUUUGGCACUUUUAACUUGUAGUCACAUCGUUGAUAUGGAAACCACUGACUUAAGCAACUUAGUUCAUUUAAUCUUACAUAUACUGAAGAUCUUUUAUUUUGUUCAUUUUCUAACACAUCUUGAAAUAAUUCAAAACUAAAAGCAAUAAAGUGCAUAGGAAAUAUUUUAUCAUAAGAAAUAUUUCUUACUGUAAGCUGUCAGUUUUAUAUUCUGCAUCUGGAAAUAAAAAGAAUACCAUGGAAUAUUUAAAAAAUA